UUUUCAUUUCUAUUUAGCUCGCAUUUCAUUAUUUAUACACCCAUCCACCCCCCUCUGUCGAAUCGACCUAUCCGCAGAUAGAUAAGAACACACCGCCGUGUUAUACAUUCAAUAUUUGCUCUUCCCGAAUCGUCUCUAACAUACAAAUGUCGGAUAUCGGAGCUCUUGUUUCUAAACUCAGCACAAUGGGUUUCAGCGAUCCUCCCGUGGAGCACGCCGCCGUGGAUAGCGUCGACCAGUGGGCCGAGGCUCUCUCGACUGUCAGCGGUCUGCCCAGCAAGUACACGCUGACCAAGACGCUUAUUUUCAAGCCCAAGCAGCCCAAGUCCGAGGCCAUCGCGCCCGUUGUGGUCAUUGCCAAGGAUGUGAGCGCGACCAACUCGAAGACCAUUGGUACUGAGCUCAAGCUCAAGGAUCUGCGCUUUGCUAGCGACGAUAUUCUCAGUGGCAUCUUCCAGACUGCCAAGGGAUCAGUCUCGCCCUUUGCCCUGUCCCAGGUUCCCAAGGAGAACAUUGGCAGCGUGCGCGUCGUCAUCGAUAAGGCUCUGCUGAACGACACCACCGGCAAAAUUGCAUUCCAUCCCCUGGACAGCUCACGCACCGUAUUUAUCAGCAACGAGACUUUGAAGUCUUUCAUCAAGUCAGUCGAGGGACUUACCCAUGUUAUUGAGAUGGACUUUGCCGCAGCCGCUGCCGCCCCUGCCGCCGCCCCUGCCGCUGCCAAAGCUAGCCGCCCCGCUGCUGCCGCUGCCGCUCCCAAGGCCGAGGAGGUCUCUGGAACCAAGCUGGGUCUUGAUGUCACCAAGGAGGGUGAUUUUAGCACAUGGUACAGACAGAUGCUGAUGAAAGCUGAGAUGUACGAUAACUACCCCAUUUCCGGCUGCUUUAUUCUGCGUCCUCUGGCGUACUUUAUCUGGCAGGAGAUCCAGAAGUUCCUCGAUGCUGGCAUUAUGUCAAUGGGUGUCAAGAACUCCUACUUCCCCAUGUUUAUCCCGGGUGAUGUGCUGGAGCGUGAGAAGGACCACAUUGAAGGCUUUGCGCCCGAGGUUGCUUGGGUCACCCGCGCCGGAUCGACCGAGCUCGCUGAGCCCAUCGCCAUCCGUCCGACAUCCGAGACUGUCAUGUACCCCUACUUCGCCAAGUGGAUCCGCUCCCACCGCGAUCUUCCCUUGAAGCUCAACCAGUGGUGCAGUGUUGUGCGUUGGGAGUUCAAGAACCCCACUCCUUUCCUGCGCACCCGCGAGUUCCUGUGGCAGGAGGGGCACUGCGCACAUUUGACCAAGGACGGCGCUAUGACUGAGGUUCGCGAGAUCCUAACUCUGUACCGCCGUGUCUAUGAGGAGCUGCUGGCCGUUCCCGUCAUUGAGGGUGUCAAGUCCGAGAAUGAGAAGUUUGCUGGUGGCGAUGCCACCACCACCGUCGAGGGAUUUAUCCCGGCCACUGGCCGCGGUAUCCAGGGCGGCACGUCGCAUUACCUGGGCCAGAACUUCUCCAAGAUGUUCAAAAUCUCCGUCGAGGACCCCGAGUCCACCGGCGCCGACCGCCCCAAGCUCUUUGUUCACCAGACCUCUUGGGGUUUGUCGACGCGCACCAUCGGUGUGAUGGCCAUGAUUCAUGGCGACAACAAGGGUAUGGUCAUGCCUCCGCGCGUGGCCGAGACCCAGGUUGUCAUCGUCCCCUGUGGCUUGAGCUCCAAGCAGACCGACGAGGAGCGCUGCGAGAUUGAGAAUGCCUGCCUCAACGUCGAGGCCCGCCUCAAGAUGCUUGGCGUUCGCGCCGAGGCCGAUCUACGCGAGAACUACACCCCUGGCUUCAAGUUCAGCCACUGGGAGAUGCGCGGUGUGCCCAUCCGCCUUGAGAUUGGCCCCAAGGAUCUUGUGAACCAGUCCGUGACCUUUGUCCGCCGCGACACCUCUGCCAAGGGACAGAUGGCCUUUGAGGGUAUGGAGGCAGCCAUCCAGCUGCUGCUUAUCAAGAUCCACGAUGAGAUGCUGGCCAGGGCUCGUAAGGAAAUGGAAGAUCACACGAAGAUUGUGCUCAAAUGGGCGGACUUUGUGCCAGCACUGAACAAGAAGUGCAUGGUUUUGAUCCCUUGGUGCGAGAGAUCUGAGUGCGAGGACCAGAUUAAGGCCCGUAGCACCAGAGACGAACUGCAGGAUCAGCUCGAGGACGAGAAGGAGCCCUCGAUGGGCGCAAAGUCCCUGUGCCUGCCCUACAAGCAGCCCGAGAACCCUCCCCUUGUUCAUGGCCAAACCAAGUGCGUUCAGUGCGGUGAGGAUGCCAAGCGCUACGCCCUGUUCGGUCGCUCAUACUAAUUGCGAAUAGCGUACGAUGUUUGGACUGCAAGCUGCGAUGAUACAAUCAAUAUUUUUUACAGGCAGAAUGCACAAUACAAAUUAAAUCUCAAAUGAAUGCGUGAAAUCUGGCAUGUACUGUUGACCAGUAUUUUUUGUUUAGUUUUUUUAACGACUAUUUUCGACAUAUGGAUUGCGACAAAAUGGG
Molecule: messenger RNA, 2502 nt
Organism: Kickxella alabastrina
Lineage: Eukaryota; Fungi; Kickxellomycota; Kickxellomycetes; Kickxellales; Kickxellaceae
Exons: 2
Coding region: 147-2315 (722 amino acids)
Biological process (GO): prolyl-tRNA aminoacylation
Cellular component (GO): cytoplasm; aminoacyl-tRNA synthetase multienzyme complex
Molecular function (GO): proline-tRNA ligase activity; aminoacyl-tRNA deacylase activity; ATP binding
Source: RefSeq, a predicted model, not a curated record